AUAUCCUCACAUGUCCCAUUUCGUAAUCGGACAUGCAAGUCGAAAAAAAUGGCAUCACAAAUUGACGAUGCAGUCACCGCUCCCACUCUCCUCAGUGACUUGUCUCCUCGAGAUGAGGAACCGCAAGUCUCGUCAACCGAAUCAAGCGAUCUCCGUCCCAUUACCAAACAGCGCCAGCUUCAUGUUCUAAUAUCGGCUUUCCUGACAAUUUGCAUUACAAUUGGCAUAAGCCAAUCUUACGGCGUCUUCCAAUCCUACUACAUCUCUCCAACUCAGAUUUUUCUCCCGCCAAACACCCAGUCAAACAGUGCAUUUGUAGCCUUCGUAGGCACUCUAGGCUAUGGCUUGACUUGGGCAGGCAGUAUUGUAGUCAAUCCAAUACUUGCUCGUCUUGAUCCUUUUGGCACAAGAUUAUUAUGCAUCUCAGGCGUCUUACUCAUGAGUCUUGGCUUUGGACUAGCGAGUCUAAGUACGCAAGUUUGGCAUCUGCUUUUGACCCAGGGCUUCCUUUAUGGGAUCGGGUCUUCGAUGCUCUAUUUUCCGAUCCUGUCCUCGGCGCCAGAGUACUUUGAUGCUCAUCGUGGUUCGGCCAUGGGUUUCAUUCUAUCCGGAUCCGGGAUUGGCGGCCUAGUCUUCGCACCCGCCAUCAAAGCCCUCCUCUCAGCCCUCGGCCCCCGCUGGACCCUCCGCGCCCUCUCCCUCAUAAUCCUCACCAUCUCCCUCCCCAUCGCCCUGACCGCCUCUCCCUCCCGCUUCGUCGGCCGUCGCCCAACACACAUCAACACCAAACUGGCCCUCAAACCCGCGUUCCUGCUCAGCGUCGGCGCCGGCUUCCUCCAGGCCGGCGGAAACGGGUUACCGCUAACUUUCAUCUCCGAGUACUCUAUCGCUUUGGGAUAUACAGCCGGAUUCGGCGCCACGCUGCUGGCGGUCAUGAGCGGGACGAACUCGGUGAGCCGCGUGAUGACCGGCUGGGCGGGCGAUCGGUGGGGGAGGCAGAAUGUACUUAUUGUUACGGUAUGUAUGUGCGUCAUUGUCGUGCUGGGAUUCUGGCUUGGGAGGGGGUACAAUUCGUUGUUUCCGACGACAAUCGCGGAGGUUUUUGGGUUACAGGCUUAUGCUAGUGUUAAUGGGUUUAUUUACUUUGUGAGAGGUUUGGGGACCAUGUUUGGGAGUCCGGUGGGAGGAAAAAUACUUGGGGAGAGUAGGUUGGGGAAUUAUCGGAAUGUGGUGGUGUUUGAUGCGGUGCUUUUGGGAGGAGCUAUGCUGUGCGUUAUUGGAGUGCGGUUUUUGGACGCAAAGGAGAAGAGAGUUUGGAAGUGGAAAGCGUGAGACGAAGCUUAAGAUAGUUGUGGGAUAUCAUCAGCUUAGAAAGUUUAUUUGGGACGGAUGUACAGUCCAGAUUCUUCAACAAUCUACAUUCCUCAUCAAGCCGCUCACUACAUUCCGAGACAUGAAGAUUGCG
This is a messenger RNA of Mollisia scopiformis, 1465 nucleotides long. RefSeq names its product MFS monocarboxylate transporter-like protein. NCBI's taxonomy places the organism in Eukaryota, Fungi, Ascomycota, Leotiomycetes, Helotiales, Mollisiaceae. Gene Ontology annotation, biological process: transmembrane transport. Gene Ontology annotation, cellular component: fungal-type vacuole membrane. The record is from RefSeq and is a predicted model, not a curated record. Gene Ontology annotation, molecular function: transmembrane transporter activity. The transcript has 5 exons. Bases 49 to 1332 code for a protein of 427 amino acids.